This is a messenger RNA of Chaetomium fimeti, 840 nucleotides long. RefSeq lists its product as uncharacterized. The coding region runs from base 257 to 499 and encodes 80 amino acids. The record is from RefSeq and is a predicted model, not a curated record. NCBI's taxonomy places the organism in Eukaryota, Fungi, Ascomycota, Sordariomycetes, Sordariales, Chaetomiaceae. The transcript has a single exon.
CUUUUUACAUAUCCGUGCUCAAUAGCCCAAGCAGGUACCCAGAUGUGUCCAUACCACGUUACCUCUUGGUAGUCGAAGGUCAUAUCUGACCUGUGGGGCCAUCCGUUGGUGCAAAGGGGUUAACUAGCUGAGUCAGUCGACGAUUCAGAAACCCCUCGUCGCCGCAUGCGCCGUUUUCUAGAGAACCCCGACCGACGAUGCGGCCCAGUUUCGGGAGUUCCCAUUUGUUUGUGUUUGCGUGCGGACCACUUGUUUCAUGUUGGUCAGUUUUUUAGUUGAGAUCCUCCCAAGUAUUGCACUUGGAGUUCCAGCAGUCGACAGGGAUACUCGCCGAACUUCCGGGGAAAAUCACUCGAGACAAGAAAGCUCAAGAUUUAUCGAGUCUCGAAAAGAACCUUUUUCAUCCAUGUCUUGUCUUUGCCGCAUAGCCCCUUAUUAUGUCGUCGAGUUUAAGGUUUUAACCUUGAUCCUGGUUUCGAAGUCAAGCGGUACCGAAUAAACCAGAGGAGUAGAUACCGAGACUGAGGGUCUCAUCUAGCCAUAUUAUUGCGAAGGUUACCUCAACACCACGGGCCCACGGCAGGUAUCUUGGCUUCAGGUUGAAGUCUCGAGUCUUGAACUCGAAACGUAUGGUGGCUGACGGAAACUUCAAUGCUAAUGCCCCAAUGCCUGGAGGGAGCAACAGCGGCCAAGCGGCCGCACUACCUGCGGCGCAAACGCCCCGCUAUGCUUCAAAGUGGUUGUUACCAUCGCGGUGUUUUCCGCCCUUUAUGCUGCAGCCUACAAAUUUCGGGCGGUGCUUCCCCCAGUUUCACACCGGCCCGCAGUGGAGAUAUUGAG